This is a messenger RNA of Sinocyclocheilus anshuiensis, 2515 nucleotides long. RefSeq lists its product as uncharacterized. Gene Ontology annotation, biological process: skeletal muscle fiber development; carbohydrate metabolic process. The record is from RefSeq and is a predicted model, not a curated record. Bases 328 to 2385 code for a protein of 685 amino acids. Gene Ontology annotation, molecular function: hydrolase activity, hydrolyzing O-glycosyl compounds. NCBI's taxonomy places the organism in Eukaryota, Metazoa, Chordata, Actinopteri, Cypriniformes, Cyprinidae. The transcript is spliced from 3 exons.
UCCCAUAACAAGACACGGGGUUUUUAGCGUCUUGAAUUGGUCGAGGGAACAUGUCAACAAGACACGGGGUUUUCAGCGUCUUGAAUUGGUCGAGGGAACAUGUCAACAAGACACGAAACCAACAGUCCUCGAGCUGGCUCAUAAUGAACAAGAGGAAAAUGUUACAUUGAGAGAAGGAAAAAUGGAUGCAACACUCAAUUUUGCACAAAUUUUGCAAGUUAUUCACUUUUGUUCUCUGUCUGCCAAAUGUCUUCUAUAGUCUGUAUAAAAUUUUAGCCUGCAGUUUUAUCAGCUUUUCAACUGUGAAUUCAAAAACUAAGACUCAGAAUGUACCAAGUAGUCCCAGGAGGCGCAGGAGGAACAAUUACUGAUGGCAUGCCCAUCAAGAAGAUAGACAAGGACAGUCGCCCUCUGGUGGGGGCUGGAGUUAUUGGUGUGAUUCUGGUGAUUGCAGCAGUGACUGCAUGGUGCUAUUAUAUUGCCUCCCUACGUAAAGCUGACCUGCUGAAGACAGAAUUGCUUGAUUUGAAUAAGGAUGGCUUUCUCAUCCGUAACCAGGCUGGAGGGAUUGUCUUGAAGAUGGGCUUCAGAUCUGGCACGCUUGAUCUAGACUCCUGCUCGAAGGAGGGAGUGAUCCUUCGCUGCUCACGUUCGUUUGCUGGCAAGGUGAACUUCUUCAUUAUGACCGUAAAGCCAAAGGAAACGGUGAUGUGUUACCGUGUGCGUUGGGAAGAGUUGGAGUCAGACCGACCUGUGGAGCACGCCAUGUCCUACAAUGAAUCGCACUGGUAUGGUGGUGCUGAGACUGCUGUUCAGCAUUGGCCUAUUGCCAUUUUGGGCCAGCAGGCACCCAAACCUUUUGUCACCAGUGACGUGUACUCCAAUCGCCAUGACUUCGGUGGCAUCCUGGAGCGCUACUGGCUUUCGUCCAACGCGACUGCCAUUAAGAUCAAUGACUCUGUGCCCUUCCACCUGGGCUGGAAUGAUACAGAGAAAACCAUGUACUUCCAGGCACGAUAUCAGGACAGUCCAUACAAACCUGCACCUGGAAGGCCUCCCUAUGCUGAGCUUAGUUACAGAGUCUGUGUGGGCCCAGAUGUGACCUCUAUCCACAAGGUCAUGGUUCGUCGAUACUUCCCUAAACCCAACAAAGUGCCUGCCAAAGAAAUGUUCUGGCACCCAAUAUGGUCCACCUGGGCUUUACAUAAAACUGACAUCAAUCAGGAAAAGCUUUUAACUUAUGCAGAGAAUAUACGCAAACAUGGUUUUAACUGUAGCCACUUAGAACUUGAUGAUCGUUACACCAGUCAGUACGGGGAAUUUGAGUUUGACACACAGAAGUUCCCAAAUGCUUCUGCCAUGUUUCAAAAGCUCAAGGCAGAUGGCUUCCUGGUAUCCCUGUGGACACAUCCCUUUGUGAAUUAUGAUUCUACCAAUUUUGGGCCAUGUGUACAGAAAGGGCUGUUCGUGAUGGAGCCUACAGGUCAACUUCCUGCCUUGGUUAAGUGGUGGAAUGGCAUUGGUGGAAUCCUCGAUUUUACCAAUUCAGAAGCUCGCAACUGGUUCAUGUCCCAGCUUCGCUCUUUACGCCACAAAUAUGGUGUUUCUUCCUUCAAGUUUGAUGCAGGUGAGACCAACUACUUGCCCUGGCAGUUUAGAACUCGAGUUCACCUCCCCGACCCAAGCACCUUCACUCGUCGCUACACCGAAAUGGCCAUUCCUUUCAACGAACGUGCUGAACUUCGGUCUGGCUACAGCUCUCAGAAUAUCUCCUGUUUUUUCCGUCCAAUCGACCGGGACUCUGUGUGGGGCUAUGAACUUGGCCUGAAGUCCCUGAUUCCAACCGUCCUCACCAUUAGUAUCCUGGGCUACCAGUUCAUCUUGCCAGACAUGAUUGGAGGCAAUGCCUAUCCCAACCGUACUGAUGGAAACGGCAAGCUGCCAGACCGUGAGCUCUAUAUUCGGUGGCUGGAGCUGUCUGCUUUCAUGCCUUCCAUGCAGUUCUCCAUUCCUCCAUGGGAGUACGAUGACGAGGUGGUGGCUAUCGCUCAGCGGUUCACCGAACUACAUGAGACACUAGUGGCUCCCAGGGUCAUAGAACUGGCUGGAGAAGUACUGGACACUGGGGACCCCAUAAUUCGCCCAUUAUGGUGGAUCGCCACCAGUGAUGAAACGGCUUAUAGAGUUGACUCACAGUUUUUGAUAGGAGAUGACUUGAUGGUGGCACCAGUACUGGAGCCGGGCAAGCAAGAAAGGGAUAUCUAUCUACCAGCUGGACGCUGGAAAAGUUACAAAGGAGAACGAUUUGACAACAAAGAGCCAAUACAUCUAACAGAUUAUCCAGUUGAUCUUGAUGAAAUUGCUUACUUCGAAUGGGUUCAGUGAGACUUAUGGCAAGCAUCUGGAGUUUUGAGCAUGUCUUCCAUUAAAAGGGUUUGUGAAGAUAGUAAUUAAUUUUUUUUCUUCAGGGAAUUUAGUUAUUCAUCCAGGGUUUAAAUUUAACAAAAACAGGACU